This is a messenger RNA of Abrus precatorius (Indian licorice), 5003 nucleotides long. Its product is annotated as auxilin-related protein 2-like. The transcript has 7 exons. The record is from RefSeq and is a predicted model, not a curated record. Gene Ontology annotation, biological process: clathrin coat disassembly; clathrin-dependent endocytosis. Gene Ontology annotation, cellular component: cytoplasm; intracellular membrane-bounded organelle; vesicle. Bases 262 to 3069 code for a protein of 935 amino acids. Gene Ontology annotation, molecular function: clathrin binding. NCBI's taxonomy places the organism in Eukaryota, Viridiplantae, Streptophyta, Magnoliopsida, Fabales, Fabaceae.
AGGAAUUUAAACAGGGUGGAUGGGUCAUGGGAAAUUCUCCAAGAAGGCAAAAGGAGGGAGGAAUCACAGGUCACACACCUUCCACUAUUUCUCUUCCCUUCUCUUCUUCGUUCGUUCGUUCGUUCAUUCUAACUCUUCUAACUCCAAACUUAAUUAAUAACCACACCGCACCUGCAUGCUCUCUGCAUCCUGCACCCGCACACACCAGAUCCCUCCCUCCCUCCUCAUUCCACUUCCCAAUUUCAUCGCCACCACCCAACCAUGAACGAUUUCGAUGGCCUCUUCAACUCUUCCGAUUUCGGUCUCAAACCUCAGCCACAGGGUAAAUCCGCACCAAUGGCUUCUGCACCCAAGGGAUCUUCCAACUUCCAUUCCGGAUCGCGAUCCGAUUCCGUAUUCGGAUCCUCCGCUUCGGGCAACAACCAAAACGCCGCAGCCUUCGACGAUCUUCUCGCCGGCGCUGGAUCCGAUACUCGCCGAGCCGGUUCCCCGUUCGAUUUAGAUUCCAUGUAUGGUCGGCCUUCUGCUGAUUUUCCUUCCAGGUCCGCCAAUUCGCCGGUGUACGACAAACCGGUCUACGAUGACGACAUUUUUGACGGCGUGCCAGGGUUGAAGAGCACGUCCAAGGUUAAUUUCGAUGAUGUUUUUGUCUCCGCGACUUCGGAAAGUGGCAGCGGUGGUGCCGCUGCGUUUGAUGAUCUUCUUGGAGGGUUUGGUAAGGAAUCGAAGAGUUCGGGUAAAAAGAGAUCGGAGAAGGAUGAUAAAGGUGUUUCCGAUUUUGAUGAUUUGCUUGCUGGAUUCGGAAGCAGUAGGUCUUCUAGUGACAGGCACAAUCCGGAUAUCGGUUUGUCCUCAGAACCAACUGCCAGUGUGUCUAAAACGACCUCCACUGUGGCAGAAGACCCUUUCAAAGUAUUUGAAUCAGCUUCAGCCCCAGUGGAUCCAUCCCCAGGCCGCUUUACGGACCCUUUGGAAGAAAUUAGUAAAUUUAGUAGUUCUAGAAGCCCAAAAAAUGAUAGUUCUUCAACUUCAAAUGGAACAGUAUAUGAAAAUAUUGAUCCUUUUGAUGGACUUGGAAAAUCUGUUCCAGCACUCUCAUCAGAGAGAAAUAACAGGAAGGGUAGCAGUUCCCCAAGGUUAAAUACAAGCACAAGUUGGACUAGAGAUAAAGAACAAAUUGAUAAGUUGUCUGGGAGGAGUCCUGAGUGGCACUCACAAAACAAGAUUCCUGUUGAAAAUGAUCAGGAGUUUCCACAGGCCCCAUUUUACGUGCCUACAUAUUCAUCUGAUUCUAAUAAACCAGUUGAUCAAAGGUCUACUUCCCCUCCAUAUGAUAAUGUUGGUUUUGGACAAGCCAGUGUUCGGGUAGAUAUGUCUCCAAAAUAUGAAGAAAACUUGGAAUCAAGUGAUGAUGUAUGGCUGACGGUAUCAGAGAUUCCUCUUUUUACACAACCAACUACUGCUCCACCACCUUCAAGACCCCCUCCUCCGCGGCCAGUACAUAUUCCCAAGUCAGGAACAAGUUCACCAGCUUCUACCAAUGCUAGAAACAAGGCUAAUGAAUUUUCUUCUUUUCCUAAUUCCUCUCGAUUCGCUCGUGAUCCGAAGUCUGCUCCAGCUGCUACAGGACUACCACCAUCUCAGUUUGAUGAACUUGAUGAUUUUGCCAUGGGCAGAAGUCGUGGUAAUGAUGAUGAGAGUGGAAAUGGUCUUGUGGAUGAAGAAUUAGAGAUGAACUCAGCUGCUGCAGCAAUGAAGGAGGCAAUGGAUAGAGCUGAAGCAAAAUUUAGACAUGCAAAGGAAGUUAGGGAGAGAGAGUAUUCAAAAUCUACUAGAAGCAAAGAAACCGUGCAAAUGGAAAAAGAUGAGAGAACCAUGCUACAGGAGAGAGAAAAACAUGAAAGGUUAGACCUUGAACGGAAGCAAAAGGAGAGGGAGGAACAGGAGCAAAGAAGACUCAUGAAAGAAAGGGAGGAGAAAGAAAGAGAACAACAGCGACUGGAGAGGGAAAAGGCAAGACAGGCUGUAGAAAGAGCUACUAGAGAAGCACGUGAAAGAGCAGCUGUUGAAGCACGCCAAAGAGCUGAGAGGGCUGCUGUUGAUAAAGCUAAUGCUGAAGCUCGAGGGCGUGCUGAGAGGGCUGCAGUGCAAAGGGCACAAGCUGAAGCCCGAGAAAGGGCUGCUGCAGAAGCAAAGGAAAGAGCUGAAAAGGCUGCUGCUGAGGCCAAAGAGAGGGAAGCACGGGAAAGAGCUACAGUUGCAAGGGCUGAAGCAGAAGCACGAGUUAAAGCAGAACGUGCUGCUGUAGAAAGGGCUGCAGCUGAGGCCCGAGCAAGGGCUGCAGCUGAGGCCCAAGAAAGGGCUGCGGCUGCUGCAAGGAUGAAUCAGCAAAAGAAUGAAAAUGAUCUUGAAUCCUUCUUUGGCAUGGGUGCACGAGCUAGCAGUGCUCCAAGGCCUCCUAGGGCUAACUCUACAUCAGAUGUAACAAGGAAAUCUACGGGUGCAUCUGCAAGUAUGAAGAAAGCAUCAUCAUCCACCAAUAUUGUUGAUGAUCUUUCCUCAAUUUUUGGAGCUGCUCCAUCAUCGGGAGAGUUUCAGGAAGUUGAAGGAGAAAGUGAAGAAAGGCGACGAGCCAGGUUGGAUCGCCACCAGAGGACUCGGGAACGUGCUGCAAAAGCAUUGGCUGAGAAGAAUCAGCGGGACUUACAAACUCAAAGAGAACAAGCUGAGAGACAUAGGCUUGCUGAAACACUGGAUUUCGAAAUUAAGCGCUGGGCUGCAGGAAAAGAGGGGAACUUACGAGCCUUGCUCUCCACCUUACAAUAUGUGCUGUGGCCUGAAUGUGGUUGGCAGCCAGUUUCUUUGACUGAAUUGAUUACGGGUGCUGCUGUUAAAAAAGCCUACAGGAAAGCUACGUUGUGUAUUCAUCCUGAUAAAGUGCAGCAGAAGGGUGCCACUCUACAGCAGAAAUAUGUUGCAGAGAAGGUGUUUGAUCUACUCAAGGUAUUUCUGGCUUUCUCAUGUGACUUACAUAUGCUUUCUAAUCAAUGCUCUAUGAAGAUAGAAUAAUUUGUUUAUAUUAGCCAAUGACAUCAAUGGGUUUCUGAAUGUAGAUUAAGCUAGCCUUAUUUUUCUAAGCAAAUUCUAGUGAAUUUAUCCUGUAGCACACUGGUAAAAUUCUGUAGCACGUUGUAUACUAUCAUUUAUCCAGUUGUUUCACUAAUAAGUAGCAGCUGGGUAGGUUCACAAUGAUCUACUACCUUUGUAGAUGAUCAUUUUUUUCCUGUUGCUUGUUCUCACCUUGAUUCUUGAACUCUGGUUCUGUCAGCAAUGGUUUACUUGUUUCCUCAUCUCCAUCAAUCUUUUUCCAGCUUAGAAUCACUUUUCAUAUGUUAUUGUUGAAAAGGGUAGUAUAUGUUAAUAAUGGUGGGUUUACCCUGAACCCAUUGACUGAGUCCGUUGAUCAUGUAUCUUAAGUUAUUAUCUGUUUUUGUAGAAAUGUUUGCAAAACUUUCCCACUUUUGCCCUUUUUAUAUAGUGUUGGAAGGCAUUCAACUUCUAACAGAGAGAAUGAUAUAAAUUUUAUUUUAUUUAAAUGAACUGCUGCUAACACACUUUUAACAUCACUUUUUUAGUAGCUUUAUACGAUUGGCUGUAUUAGCAACCCAACAGUUGAACAAAGAUUUACUAUUUUAGAGAAGUGAUAUAAACCGUACACUAUUCUUUUUGUGCUCUAAACCAACAAAAAUUUACUGUUAUGAUUUAUAAAACAUUUGAGUGCCACCGUGCAGAAUUUAUCAAGCUACUGCAUCAUGUUGUGUGCUCAGUUUUUUCUUUUCUACAUAGUUAGCCUUGAAGCGGUUAGAUUACUAGUUGAUGCCGAUUAUGGUAUGUGGGUCAAGCAGGGUUUGAUCUCAUGAUGCCUCUAGUGUGUAAAUUUUAAUUUAAAAAAGUGUUUAGGUUACGGUUAGUUAUUUAUAGUUUGUUGGUGUUCCCAAUAUAUAAACCAUCAGUUCAUUAUCCAAAGAAAUAGGUAGUUGCAGAUAGUGGUCAGUUAUUUGCAGUUUCAUUACUUAGAUAAUUUUCCCCCUCUUCUUUUGCAUUAAUAUGUGUAAAAAGUGAUUUGACAUGAAUGUGUUUGUGUCAAGACUCGUAUGUUAUAUUGCUGAGUCCAGAAUAAAUGCCUCCAUCUUUGGUUGAAAGUUUAAUCAUUCAUUACAGGAAGCCUGGAAUAAAUUCAAUUCUGAGGAGCUUUUCUAGACUUUGAUGAAUUUAUCUCCUUCAAGGUAAUUUGUUCAACGGUUCUGUUCAGAGGGGACCACAACCCUGUUUCUUCAGCUACCUCCCUAAUUGCAUAUUUGUUUUGAUUGAAGUUAUAAUGCAUCGAUGGUGAAAUAUUGCUCCCUGGCGUCUCGAGUUUUUAGUGUAAUUGAUGUUCUUCCAGAGGGUUGUUGGGUUUCUAGAAAUGUUUUAUUAAUGUAGCAUGUUUCGUUGAUGUAAAAUAUCUUUUUGUGCUAUCAAUUUUAUUAUUCAUCAUCCCUGUCUAGUGAGGGUUCAUGAGCAAUCCUUUUUUUCGGGUUCAACAGAGGAUCCACCCCCAAGUGGGUCCUGGGAAGCCCUCCUUUUAUUGUUACCUGUGAUAUAGUACAAUUUCUUGAAUACAUAUACGAUCUUGGAGAUUGACACCAAAAGCUGCGAUUUAUACAUGGAUCAUCGCACAAGCUUCUUCAUUUUAUACAUUUAAGUUGUUUGUCAACAGCGGUGUUCGGUUGAGCAUGUUCAACUAUUUUGUUUGAUGCUGGGACAACAGAGUCGUAGGCUUCUGAUGAAAAUCUUUUGUACGUUUUUCAUUUGGUCUGGAAAAGUUCUGUACAUUUUUUUUACGUUGAUAAGUUGUGUGUAUUCAACUUGAUUUCUAUGUACAGAUUUCGUCCUCCAUGAUGAAAGGGUUACGAGUGGUGUAAAUAAGCCAGAUCAAAUUAUGCACGAACAGUUUCGACUUG